Messenger RNA from Penicillium coprophilum, 6513 nucleotides. Its product is annotated as Tetratricopeptide-like helical. Gene Ontology annotation, molecular function: ATP binding; protein binding. NCBI's taxonomy places the organism in Eukaryota, Fungi, Ascomycota, Eurotiomycetes, Eurotiales, Aspergillaceae. Bases 1 to 6513 code for a protein of 2170 amino acids. The transcript is spliced from 23 exons. The record is from RefSeq and is a predicted model, not a curated record.
AUGGCGUCUUUACAGACACCAUGGACCUCAAUCCUGCUGCAGGAGAGACCUGGACUGCACGAAUACAAUCAUGCUCUAUCAAAUGUCGAAAGGUACUACACUCGCUUGCAUCGAGCGAUGCAAGAUGGAUCCAUCCACGAUCAACUAGUUCUCAAUCCGGACCAGACACACUCACGCCUGCUGAAAUCCUUUGAAAUAUUGCGAGGCAAGCAGCUGCCAGGCCCUGUUGCCGAGGAGAUCUUCAAAACCAUGGUCCUCCCGUUUAUUCACGACAACAUAUUCUCACCAACACAAAUGAUUCAACUCGUUGGAACCGCCCUACCACUCAUCACAAAGCAGCAUUCUCGAUUUUUGCGAGACCUAGUAAACACCCUAAUAUCAUCUCAAGGGUUGUUUGAUCACCUGGUUGCAAAUGAAGAAUACACGGAGGUUUUGAAGGAAUGGCUGUUGUCGAAAAGAAACCAUCUGCCACUUGCUCUCUCCAGGCAGGUUGGAGACAGACUGAUUGCCAUGUGCAAUGCCUGUGCCGCUGAUCAUGGAACGAAAGAUAUCGUGAAUGGUUGGGACAUUGCCCAAAAACUGAUGGAAUCCAUCAACCUGGUCAUUGACACAUCCUACCAAGAAGAAUUGAAACGGACCAAAAUGGAGAAUCUACCUCCUCUUGAAUCAAUGAAAGUAUUCAAUCGGGACGAGAAAAACGACAAAAGGUUGACACGACUUCAGCAAGUUCCCAAAAGACAAUUCAAGGUCUCGGACGAGAUGCUCGGCCAGAUGAAACACUUCAACAUCCCACCACCAUUGUCCGCUCGAGGCUUUACCCAUGCAGCGGAGUAUCUUCAAAAUGAGAUAAUACCGUCACUCAUGCGCUCUGCCCUAGAGAGCUUCCCAUGCAGAAUCUGUUUGGAUAGGCUCACUACCGGGAAACUUGCAAGCACUCUGGCCAGCUCGAAAGAUGUGUCUUCGGAUCGAACUACAGCAUUGGGUAAUGCCCAAGAUAUUUUCGGAAGAAGAGUCGGGCUUUGGAAAGUUUUGCUUUCUGACGUCGCUUUCAAAAAUGCCAAAAAAUUGGUCCGUGGAGGUGACUUUGACGGCGUGGAACAAAAGCUCAGAGAUUUAGCAAGCGGUGAAUGGAAAGGAAAAGAUCUUUCUCGCCGUGUGGGCACCAAACAGCAGAAGAGGAGAAUGCAUGUUCCUAUCUUGGAAGUGUGCGCUUCUGCAACUGUGUCAAUCUUGUGGCAAGUCGAUGUCGGCUUCUACGAUGAGAUUCCAUGGGUACAGCAGCAAAUCGUCAAAGUUUGGCAAAUUGUGACCUCUGAAGAGGAGGUGUGUUUCUAUUUUAAACAAUAUGAGGCGUCUGCUAACUCGAACUUACAGCUGGAAGCUGCUAUCGAGCAAAUACUUUUGAUUCAAGAAUCCUACACCCCGGAACUUGUGCAGCUUUGUUUGGAACGUCCUGUUCAGCAAUCUGAUGGAACAUGGACACCACAGCGGUUUAAAAAUGUGAAAGAGACCGGGUCUUAUCAGAUGAAAUCCAUUGCUUCUUCCAAUGUAACCCCAGCUCUGAUUGAGAUGUCAAACAAGUUCUACAAUCUCACUGAGCCGUUUUUGAAAUCGAUGGUGAGUGAAAGGGACAUGGAAGAGUUCCCAUUUGAUCUCUCCCCCGAAGAACUGGAAAUUGUGAAGCACUUCAGCACAUCGACCUUGAUCCUCGGACGAAGUGGUACAGGAAAGACCACCUGUCUGUUGUUCAAAAUGCUUGCCAAGCACAAAGCGAGACAAUCAGACUCUGAUCAACAGCAAGCUCGACAGCUUCUCUUGACUCGCUCCUCCUACCUGGCUUCAAAGCUUCAAACAUACGCCAGAAGUCUGAUAGAAGCUCAGUCCAAAGCUACAUCAAACGAAGAGGAUGCAGACUCGGAUUUGAAGCCGACUUCGUUCUUUGCCUUGAAGAAUUGGCAUUUUCCAGUUGUCUGCACGUACGACGAGUUUCUUGCGCUUCUGGAGAAUACAAUUAGAAUGGCUGAUCGGAAAGACUUUUUAAGAGAUGUCAAUACCAACAAGACCAAGGGUCUUGACAUACAAGGGGGAGACAAGCCACAGGUGGUUGACUUCAGUAUUUUCAAGACAGAAUAUUGGGGCUCUAUAAGUGGAUUAGCUCCGCCAUCCUGCUCCCCAGAGCUCCUCUUCGCUGAAAUUAUGGGCGUCAUUAAAGGCUCCAGCAUCACGGCAAAAAGCCUGAAGCCCUUGAAUCGUGCAGAAUAUGUCAAGAAGAGCGCGAAAGCCUCUCCUGCCUUUACCUCCGAGGCAGAGCGUGAAAAGGUCUUUGGUGCAUUUGAGCGCUACGAAAAGCAGAAGAAGCUUCGCAAGGAGGUUGACGAGUUGGAUCGUGUUAGUGCCUUGCUGAGGUCCCUGAGAGACAACAAAGUUCUAGCAGAGCAGAUCCAGCGUUGUUUUGAGGAGAUCUAUGUUGAUGAAAUUCAAGACUUGCGUUGUCUCGAUAUCGUACUACUUUUAGGCUGCCUCAGUGAUGCCCGUGGGAUUCACCUUGCUGGUGAUACUGCCCAGUGCAUAUCAAAAGAUUCGGUUUUCCGAUUCCCGGAGAUCAAGGCUUUGUUCUACGAACAUUACGAAGUCAUUGCCAAUCAGCUAAAUCAGCCGUCAUUUGCUAAACCUGUCCAAUUCUCUCUGGCUAAGAACUAUCGCUCACAUCAAGGCAUUCUCAGCUUUGCAUCGUGGGUGAUGCAGUUACUCUGGCAUGGAUUUCCGGAAACUAUUGACAAAUUGGACCCAGAGAUUGGCCAGAUUGGUGGACCGAAGCCAAUUAUCUUUGCGGGAUUUGACUCCUCAAUUCUUUCUGCUAAGAUGAUAGGCCUGGUCAAGCUCAACGACAAGGUCGCCGAUUUCGGGGCCGAGCAAGUCAUUCUUGUCCGAGAUGAUGCAUCAAAGGACAAACUGCAAACCCAAAUUGGCGAGAUUGCCCUCGUUUUGACAAUCUUAGAAAGCAAGGGUAUGGAGUUUGAUGACGUCUUGGUGUAUGACUUCUUCGGCAGCAGUGGGCUUGGGAGUAGCUACCGAUGCCUUUACAUGCUUGCUAAAGCAGCAAGAGCGCAGUUUGAUUCCCAGAAGCAUGCCUCCCUUUAUGUUGCUGUUACUCGAGCCAGAAAGCAACUUUGGUUUAUGGAAACCCAAGAGAACAGCAUUGAUCCCAUUAUUCACACUCUGUUACAGAGCAACAGCCUCGAGCUCGCUGAAGUUGUUGCAUCAAAGGUAAUGGUUCUGCGGGCCGGUGGUUCAGUGGACCCAGAGAGGUGGCUCAAGAGAGCAGCACAUCUUCUCCAUCGGAGGAGCUUUGCAGAGGCAUUGUUCUGCUACAAGAAGGCCAAUGAUCCGCGAGGGAUGACACACUCGCAGGCGUGCUUGUAUGAGCAAGAAGGAAGAUCCCACCGAGCAGCCGGAAAUACUGAAGAGUUCAACACGUGCUAUGAGAAAGCCAUCGUUCUUUUUCUCGAAAUCGGCCUCAUUACCGAAGCAGCAACAUGCUAUGAGGGACUUGGGCAGUUCGACAAAGUUGCAGAGAUCUGGAAAGGUCGUGAGCAAUAUCAAAAAGCAGCAUCUUUCUACGAGAAAGGCAAGCUCUUCACCGACGCUUCGGAGUGUUAUCAUUCCUGUGGGCAAUACGAGGCGGCAAUCGAGGUCCUGCGCCGCGGAGACCAGUUCGAUGAACUCGUCACUUAUGCUAACAGGAACCGCGAGUACCUCAGCGAGUCUACCUUGCUUCGUUACUCGAGGCUCUGCAAUAUAUUGUUGAAGCAGGGACGUGUCUCUGCCAGUCUGCGGGCAAUAACCAUCAACAUGCUUGGAUCGGAUGUGUCCAAGGUUGCAUUUUUCAAAGAAUUCGAAAUGUGGGACCAGCUGCGAGUGCUCUAUUCGUCAAAGUCCAGAUGGUUCGAGUUUUACGAUCUAUCAGUGGCUGUUGGUGACAUACCUGCGGCGAUAAACACACUUCUCGUUCACAAAUUGAUACCGGUGGUCGAGAAGCCAAUUGUUGAAAAGCUGUUCAAUUAUUCUAUGGUCGAAGUGUUGUAUGCGCACAGAGACAUCAUUUCGGGAAACCGUGAGCGUGACGGGAUGCUGAAAUCAGUCAAAUCAACUUAUCUCGAAAAGCUUGGGGUUCAGUGGAAGGCGCUCUUGCAGCUGAUCGGAGACUUUGAUGAUGUGGAUUCACCCGCCUCAGUCAAAAACCUGGAGAAAGGUCUUCUAAAAGAUAUCUUUUGCCUUUUUGUGGUCGCUUUCGAGCCCUCAGUGUUCACGAAGCAGAAAGUCGAACACCUUCCGAUGGAUAUUAUCAUCCGAGUUGGAAAGCUGCUGCAGGACGUUCAUGCUCGGAACCUUUAUUCUUCUACUUGCUUAGCAAUGACUUGUGGCAUUUUUACCAACCCAAAACAAGAGAACCAGACGAUAUUACUUCACUGGUCUCCGCUCAGGACUAUCAAAGAGACAGCUGCUGACGAAUCUUCCUUCGAGAACCUGCUUGAUAUGGCGAAACACUUUAUCCAAGAGAGGUUUACCGCAGCAAUUACUCAGUUCCAUGAAAACGCAUGCAGCCUCAUGAAGAUAGAUUUUCCGUCGACAUGUUUCCAACAGCUUUACAAAGGACAUUGUUCAAGGUUUAAAUCCAAUGAAUGUUUCUGGGGUCAUGAUAAGCCUACUCCCGAGUUCGCUAUUGCGAAGUUGAAUUGUCUUCUCACCGUUGCUGAGGUUUUCGCACGGCUGACACCUAUUUACUAUCAAAGGAUUAUGGGCGAGGCUUUCAGCAAGCCAUUUCUGGGUCGUAGGAGAACUUGGAUGCAACAUAUCCAGGAAGAACUGGUGAUUGUCACUUCACUGGAGCAGUCCUCUACCGCAAUUGCAAAUUUACGUGCCAAUUUACAGAGCAAUCCAGAGUUUGCUGCAACCGCAUACUGCCUCGAAGAGUUGCUUUUCUAUCGCAUGGACAAAGAAUGGGGCUCGAUGAGUAGUCUGAGCUCCUCUCUGGAGAAAGUGCAAGAAGCUCAAGUUCUUGGCCCUCACCCAGCCACGCGUUUCCAGCGAGCACUUGUUUUGAACAUGGAUCGCAGUAUGCCACCACGCCCUAGAAGAUCUGGCCAUCCGCUUGCACUGCCUCUGACAACCUUGAAUGCCACCGAAAGAAUUCGGUCGGCGGUGGCAGGACGCCGCGGUCUAGCAUUUCACAACGGCGUAAACGCCUUCCUCCAAUGUCUCGAGAAAACCCCCAAAUCCUCCCUUGAGUCUCUGCAUGCUGUUUUGUCUGUGCUUGAGUUUGCAGCUACAUACAUUCUUUGUAUCGCCAAUCCGGGAAAGGGCAUCGUGAUUCCGUGGUCCUGGGCCCUACAGCAUCUUUCGACAAUUAUGCAAUCUCCCGCUAAAGACCACACGUUCAAGGAAAGAGAGAUCCGAGUGCACACGACCGACUUGAUGAACAUUGUUGUCAGCUUCUGCACCCUCAUGGAACAGGUUGAAAAUGCCAUUAGCAGCGGCAUUCUCAGGUUUCAGGGAAUGGGAGGCAAUGGUCUUCCAAUUCCUAUUAUCAAACGGCGCUGCACUGAGCUUCUGACGACCGUGAUUCUCAACCUGAAUCAUUGGCCCAAACAGCCACUUGGCUUUAAAGAUAUGGAGAAAAUGGUCAACAAGGCCCUUCGAUCCCUUGUUCCACCGGGAAUGGCACUGGAAUUUUCAAACAGCGAGAGGUUCCGGCAAAGUUGCAUCCGGGAGUAUACAGCUUACAACCACAAAGACGAGCUGUGUGUCAUUGCGCUUGACGACAGAAAGUCCGCCCCUCUCUUCCUGCGGUCUUUCACACAAAGCAACGCGAAAUUCGCACAGCUAAGUGAUAUCUUACAGGCCUCGCGUAUUGCCGAGAACCCCCUUUCUAUGGGUCUGGGAGAGGACUGGCAGGUUGACGAAUACACCGGCUACGAGCUCGACAUGAUCAUGAAUCUUCAGCGACGCUGGCGACAGGUGAUAAAUCACCUCGAGAAGAACCGCCGCAGGGCACAAACCCGCGAGUGGAAACUUAUCCAGCACUUCCAUGAAAUGUGCACGAUACGGAUGGGCUCUCUAUCCACGACCACUUGGUCGACUCGUGACAAAAUACACAUGCGCAAGGUAAUCUUUACCGACUGUAUGAAGAUCGCUAUGUCUCUCAAUGGUGUUUUGGCCAGCUUCCGACAACUGAAGGACCGGUGGAGGCAGCAAUUCGACAGCAAUUGGUCCACCGCAAAGCUAGAGGAGCUCUCUGUCAUCCGCGGACGGAUUCUUCCUAUCGACAGCCAGCUUGAGUACAUCGUUGAGCACUGGUCUCCUAAAGGAAUCGAGGAAGGUAUGAUGACCGUUCAAGCCGAAGACCUCGGUAUUUCGGCCCGCGAGGCCCAGCGCGCUCUCUGGGCUGUUCAGCGCGAGAUUGAAAUCAUCCAAUCUCAGGUUGACAUCAUUGCGAAAAGUGCUAACCGGUAA